This is a messenger RNA of Helianthus annuus (common sunflower), 1074 nucleotides long. Its product is annotated as protein FAR-RED IMPAIRED RESPONSE 1-like. Bases 1 to 1074 code for a protein of 357 amino acids. The transcript has 3 exons. NCBI's taxonomy places the organism in Eukaryota, Viridiplantae, Streptophyta, Magnoliopsida, Asterales, Asteraceae. Gene Ontology annotation, biological process: regulation of DNA-templated transcription. Gene Ontology annotation, molecular function: zinc ion binding. The record is from RefSeq and is a predicted model, not a curated record.
AUGACUCAUGUUGUUUGGAAUGAUACUAUUUUUCCAGAAGAUUUUGAAACUGAGUGGCAUUCAAUAAUGUCUACUUUUGGAUUUGAAAAUAACGAGUGGUUAAAAGAUAUGUACGAUCUUCGAUUUGAUUGGAUUCCCGCUUAUUACCAUGGAGAGAAUUUGGCUGGUCUUAUGCGUACUACGUCUAGAUGUGAAAGCGAGAAUUACUUCUUUGGUCAGAUUUGCAAUCCAAGAUGUACCUUUGUUGAAUUUUUCACUCAUUUUGAGACUGCAAUGGAUAUUCAAAGGCAUGAGCAUAGGAGGAAUGAUCAUGAUACAAGGUAUAUUCAGUCUAAGACCUGGAGUGACUUUAUUGCAAUUGAUGCUGCCAUUACAAAGUGUAUGUCAAAGUCUCAUGAUACUGUGGGUGAUGUUCAAUAUUAUGAAAUAAAGGGUUUCAAACAGCCAUGCACAUUUUUAUUCAAGGUUCAAUACAGCAAACAAGAAGAUGGUUUAAGUAUAAGUUGUACUUGCAAAUGGUUUGAACAAUUUGGUAUAUUGUGCCGCCAUAUAUUUUAUGUUCUACAGUAUGAUGAUAUAACUGAGUUUCCUAGAAGAUAUCUUCAUAGAAGAUGGAUGAGAGAUGUUGUUUCAAAUGGAUCAAAUCAUUGCAAUAUUCGGUUUGAUGAAAUUGGUAGGAAUAGUGAAAUUGAUAAAGUUUUUAGAGAAAUCGUUGUUUCAAAUGAGUAUGUGGUUAAUAGGUUGGUUGGGGAUUUAGACGAGUUGUGUCGUUACAGGGAUCAUAUUAAAAGUUAUAUUGAUAAAGCGGAUGAGGUUAUGGUUGCUGCGCCAGAAAGAUUUGCUGAUAUUGGAGGGAACUUAGAAAAGUCAGAUUCUAUGAUUCGUGUCCCGAUCAAAAUAAGGACCAUAGGAUGCGGUGUACAAAAAAGGAUCAAGUCUAAUCGUGAGAUUGCAAUUCAGAAAUCAUUAAAGAUCCAGAAAUCGUGCCGUGUAUGUGGUGGAAAAGGACAUAACAGUCGCACAUGUAAAGAUAAGGUUUCGUCUAAUGCUAUAGGUUCUAGCAAUGCAAUUUAA